Coprinopsis cinerea okayama7#130 is the source of this 888-nucleotide messenger RNA. RefSeq lists its product as hypothetical. The coding region runs from base 22 to 888 and encodes 288 amino acids. Lineage: Eukaryota; Fungi; Basidiomycota; Agaricomycetes; Agaricales; Psathyrellaceae. The transcript is spliced from 4 exons. The record is from RefSeq and is a predicted model, not a curated record.
CGUUAUCCCAUCUCAGCAACAAUGGGGAAGUCAGACGACGGCGCCCGUGGCUCUUUCGACAGCGAUCAGCCCCCUCCGUUUAGCAUCUACAAGGCGAAGACCAACCAAGUCGACAACUUGGAAGGGAGACAUGAUAUCGCCGCCCAUGACGCCCACCUCAAUACUGACGGGGAAGCACUCUACCGAUUCAUCCUGGACCAAAGCAGCGAAAACAAGCCUAUGCUGCGAUUGGACAUCGAUGGCUCGAGCAUCAGUAACAUGACUGGUACUCCCCUGACAAAAACGGAUUUCUCGUUCUACAUCGACGUCCCUCUUCCGGCUGAACUGGCUUCGCAGGGCGUCCAGUGGUCUCUCAGCGAUGACGAGCCGGCAUACAGAGGACGCAGCUCCCGCGAGGUUGAAAAGGACAACAAGAAAGACAAGGCGAGCUCGAGCCAAGUCAAGGCUUACCUCAAAGAACGUGAAGCCCGCAGAGAAUCCGGUCUGCCACCUUGGGCUAUGAACCUGCCAUCUGACCAGCUGCCCAUUCGAGGAGAAGGAAUGUCAGAAGCUAAAUAUAUCGAGAAACUCUGGGGCCUCGAACAAAACGCUUGGAAGAGCUCCAAGUCGUUGAGGGAAUGGGCAGAUGAUUUUUGUAAUGCUUCAAAGUCGCUCAAGGAGUUUGCAUUCCAACAAGAAGUUUACGGUUGGGAUUUUAACAAGCUGCGGUCGCUUCUCAGGAAAACUGUAGAGGAGCAGCUGGGCUACAAAGGGGAUCUGAGCUUAGAUCGCUGGAAUGUCAGAGGGCGUAUUUAUGUGCGCCCGGACAGUACAUUCUCCAAGCUAGUGUCCAAAAUAUGGCAUGGAGGAGGAAUCUGGAAGCCGGGUUCAAGAAACGAGUUGGACUGA